AUGUCCCGCUUCUCGCAGUGGCAGUGGGCGGCGUGUGUGCCCUCCGCCUGUAACGCCAGCGACGCCCGCCAGAUGGUGCUGGCGGCGCUGCGGCCCCACCUCCACCCGCGGCUGCAGCUCGGCGUCAGGCUGGACGAAGAGGACUGCAGCAGCGGGGAGCCGCUGCCCUGGGACCUGCCCGCCGCCGCUGCUCUGAGUUGCGUGGGCGUGGUGCUGGCUGUGUCCGCGGCUGCCAGCGCCGCCCUGGAGAUACGACGCCGACGGGGGAAGACGGCGGCCGCACCAGGCGAAGGGCCGGCACCAGGUUGCAUGUGGACAGACUGUGAACCAGGGAGCGGCUGUCUGCUUGCAGCGUGGGUGUCGCUGAGCGUGCAGAGCGGCUGGCGGCAGCUGUGGGCGCUGCGGGCGCCCGCGGGCUCGGUGUCCUGCCUGGAGGCGCUGCGGCUGUUCAGCACGCUGUGGGUGGUGACGCUGCACAAGAUGAUCAUCGAGGCGCAGCAGCCGGCCGCCAACAAGACCGCCGCCGCGAAGUUUGUGGAGGACAUCGUGGUGACGCCGAUCAUGAACGGGAUCUCGUCGGUGGACACGUUCCUGAUGAUCAGCGGCUUCCUGCGCUGCCGGAACAUGCUCAAGGAGCUGGACGAGGGACGGUUCAGCUACUGGCGCUCCCUGCUGCAGAGGCUCAUCAGGCUGGUGCCGGCGUACGUGGCGGUGGUGGCGGUGUACGCGACGCUGCUGGAGCGUGCGGGGGCGGGCCCCCUGUGGCGGCAGACCAUCGGGCCGCAGGCGGACUGGUGCCGCCGCCACUGGUACCUCAACCUGCUCUUCCUCAACAACUACGUCGCCACCGAGGAGAUCUGCGUGGCGCAGUCGUGGUACCUGUCGGCGGACACGCAGCUGUUCGUGGCGGCGCCGCUGCUCGUUUGGCCCCUCCACUGGUGGCGCAGGGCGGGCGCGGCGCUGCUGGCCGCCCUCCUCCUCCUCUCCGUGCUGCUGCCCGCCGCCACCACGCUGCUGCUGUGCGACUGCCCCGCGCUCAUCGGGCUCGCCACCAGUGACGAUGCGUCCCUGCGGUACGCGCGGUACGUUUACUUCCCCACGCACAACAGAAUGGCUCCAUACCUGGUGGGCAUCGGGCUCGCCUACGUCAUUCACAGGGGAUACUUCACCAAAAUCACCAAGACGGCGUCGCUGGUGUGCUGGGCGGCCAGCCUGGGGACGCUGGCGGCGGUGGUGCUGGGUCCGCGCCGCAUGCUGUCGGCCGGUUUCCGGCUCGAGUCGGCGCUGCCCGAGGCGGUGGCCUACGCCGGGCUGCACGCCGCCGCCUGGGCGCUCGCCACCGCCUGGGUCGUCUUCGCCUGCCACACGCGGCGCGCCGGGUGGAUCGGCACGGCGCUGGAGGCUCCGGUGCUGCGGCCGUGGUCGCGCCUCUGCUACUCGGUGUACCUGACCCACCUGGCAGUGCUGCUGGUGCAGCAGGGAUCCAUGCGAGUCCCGCCAGCGCUGGACAAGGCCGCCUUCGUGCACGGCCUGGUGGGGGACCUGGCGGCGUCGGCGCUGGUGUCGGCGGCGCUCUACCUGCUGCUGGAGGCGCCCAGCCUUGGCCUGGGCCGCGCGCUGCUGCGACGCCUCGGCCGACGCACUGCAGCGCCGCGGCGCCCCAGCCAGCCCGCCACCUGCGUCACGGCCGCCUGA
Schistocerca piceifrons (Central American locust) is the source of this 1695-nucleotide messenger RNA. Its product is annotated as O-acyltransferase like protein-like. NCBI's taxonomy places the organism in Eukaryota, Metazoa, Arthropoda, Insecta, Orthoptera, Acrididae. Bases 1 to 1695 code for a protein of 564 amino acids. The record is from RefSeq and is a predicted model, not a curated record. The transcript has 10 exons. Gene Ontology annotation, molecular function: acyltransferase activity, transferring groups other than amino-acyl groups.